This is a messenger RNA of Bicyclus anynana (squinting bush brown), 1374 nucleotides long. It is a transcript of the gene AnxB10, whose product is annotated as annexin B10. Bases 147 to 1121 code for a protein of 324 amino acids. NCBI's taxonomy places the organism in Eukaryota, Metazoa, Arthropoda, Insecta, Lepidoptera, Nymphalidae. The record is from RefSeq and is a predicted model, not a curated record. Gene Ontology annotation, molecular function: calcium ion binding; calcium-dependent phospholipid binding. The transcript has 8 exons. Gene Ontology annotation, cellular component: cytoplasm.
UGCGUCUACGUGUUUUCGGAAUUCGGAUUCUAUCUCCUCUCCGGAUUUUUUGGAGAAAGCGAACAUCGUAAUCAAACUAUAAUCGUGAUUUUAGGUCAAAGUUUUUUACUGUCCGAGUGAUCAAGUGACCAAGUUUUAUAGCUAAAAUGUCCCCCCACCGUGAGCCUACAGUAGUGGGAGUGCAAAACUUCAAUGCAGCGGAGGAUGCUGCGGCCCUGCGAGCUGCCAUGAAGGGCUUCGGCACUGACGAGGAAGCCAUCAUAGCCAUCUUGACCACCCGCUCCAACGCACAGCGUCAGGCCAUCUCACAGGCCUUCACCCAUGAGUAUGGAAGGGACAUAAUUGAAGACCUGAAGUCGGAGCUGGGCGGGCACUUCGAGGACGUGAUCAUCGCGCUGAUGACGCCGCCGGCGGAGUACCUGUGCCGCGAGCUGCACCACUGCAUGGAGGGGAUGGGCACCGACGAGCAGGUGCUGGUGGAGAUCCUGUGCACGCGCACCAAACCGGAGAUAGCCGACAUCGUGGACUCGUACGAGAGACUGUACAAUCGUCCGCUAGCGGAGCACAUGUGUUCGGAAACCUCGGGCGACUUCCGGAGACUGUUGACCCUCAUCGUCACUUCUGUCCGCCAGGGGGCGCGCGACGAGGAGGCUGGCGUGGACCACGCACGCGCGGCCGAAGCCGCCCAGCAGCUGUACGACGCGGGGGAGGCCAAGUGGGGCACUGAUGAGGAGAUUUUUAAUAAGAUCCUGGCGCACGAGAGCUUCGCGCAGCUGCGGCUCAUCUUCGAGGCGUACAAGGAGCUGUCGGGGCGCACCAUCGAGCAGGCCAUCAAGGCGGAGAUCGGCGGCGAGCUCAAGGACGCGCUGUCCGCCAUCGUGGAGUGUGUGGAAAACGCUGCUGCGUGGUUCGCACAGCGUCUGCGCAGCGCCAUGCAGGGCGCCGGCACCGAGGACAAGACACUGGUGAGGAUCAUCGCGAGCCGCGCAGAGAUAGACCUCGGCGCCAUCAAGAGGGAGUAUGAGCGCCUCUACGAUAAAACGUUGGAGAGCGACAUAUCGCAGGGCGAGACUUCCGGUGACUACAAGAGGGCGCUGGUGGCGCUCCUGGGGCCAGCCUAGACCACAGGGAACUGAGCCCUGGGGGUCCGUUUGCACUACAGGGAACUCAUGGAGCUCUGAUGUCUGUCUACACCACAGGGCACUGACGGAACCUUGGGGCCUUAAGUAGUGUCUCGUGAAAAAUGUAUGCAGCUUUUUGUAGUGUGUAAGAUUGCUUUGUACGAAUCUCCUUUACUCCCUAGUGAAAAAAAGUAUUUGAAAUUUUAAUUUGUAUAAUGGUUAUAAAAAUAAAUAUAAUUUUUAUUAUAUUGUA